Messenger RNA from Labrus mixtus (cuckoo wrasse), 1183 nucleotides. RefSeq names its product pirin (gene pir). The transcript is spliced from 11 exons. Gene Ontology annotation, biological process: monocyte differentiation. Bases 173 to 934 code for a protein of 253 amino acids. The record is from RefSeq and is a predicted model, not a curated record. Gene Ontology annotation, molecular function: quercetin 2,3-dioxygenase activity. Gene Ontology annotation, cellular component: nucleus. NCBI's taxonomy places the organism in Eukaryota, Metazoa, Chordata, Actinopteri, Labriformes, Labridae.
CACGCCCCCCUUGUGUACUUCCACAUUUGCAAUCUCACCUGAGGAGGAGAAGAGGGCUGAAAUGAACAGCAAACUGGAUGUCAACCAAAUAUAAAACGGCAAAAACAGCCAGAACAGUGACGGGAUCUGUUACAUUAUAUUUUCAGUGACAAGUCAAACCUUCCCCAGCACGAUGUCUGUGAGGAGAGUUGAAAAGACAGUUUUGAGUGUGGAACAGUCGGAGGGAGUGGGUGCUCGUGUCCGCAGGAGCAUUGGGAGAAAGGAGCUGAGGAACCUGGAUCCCUUCCUGAUGUUGGAUGAGUUCAGAGUGAGCAAGCCGGCAGGUUUUCCAGACCAUCCUCACAGAGGAUUUGAGACGGUUACGUAUGUUUUAGAGGGGAUCACAGUGCAUGAAGACUUCUGUGGCCAUUCAGGGCGACUGAAACCGGGAGAUCUGCAAUGGAUGACUGCAGGACGAGGGGUUGUCCACGCUGAGAUGCCCGUGUCAGAAGAGCCGGUGGUGGGCUUACAGCUGUGGGUGAACCUGCCGAGUCGAGACAAGAUGGUGGAACCUACGUACCAGGAGCUGAAAGGCUCUGAGAUCCCCACACCUAGCCAGGGAGGAGUUACAGUGGCCGUCAUAUCCGGAGAGGCUUUAGAAGCAAAGUCUAAAGUUUACACGAGGACACCAACCUUGUACCUGGACUUCAGACUGCAGGCUGGGGCCUUGCAUGUACAGCCAGUCCCCUCAGGAUGGACUGCAUUCAUCUACACACUCUCAGGAUCCAUUCAUGUGGUCUGGUGCAAUCACAACCAGCUGGCUGUGGUGACUGGUUUCCUACUGGCCCAGAUCAGGAGCAGCAGAAGGUCGAGCCCCAUCACACGGUGGUGUUUGGAGAUGGAGACUGUGUCAAAUUUGAAAACAAGGGCUCUGAAGUUUCCCAUUUUGUACUGAUUGCUGGAGAACCAAUCAAAGAGCCUGUGGUACAGCACGGUCCAUUUGUAAUGACCACAGAAGAAGAGAUCAGACAGGCUAUCAGGGACUACAGUACAGGCACAAAUGGCUUUGAGAGAGCCGUAAACUGGAGGUCAAAGAUCAGAGAUUCUCUCUGAACACUACAUGUUGCACUGAUUGUUGGUGAAAAGUUUGCCUUACUUGUAAGAAGAAUAUUUAAAAAAAUAUUUUUUUCUCUUAACUUUUUUA